CUGUUGAGACGCGAUUCCGCGAUUCUCGGUCGGCCGUGCCUGCAAAAAUCGAUCUGCAGAGGAGGGAGUAGUGCAGUAGUUUUUUCCGUGCGGUGAUGUCUUCGCUGGCCAAAAUGGAAACGUGCCGUCUUCAUCACCCGUGUGUGUUACACUAGUCGAAAGUGCCGAGCCCGUGGACUACUUUGUGACCUCGCUAGACUAUCAAGGAUGACCAAGGACCGACUGGCCGCCCUCAAAGCGGCGCAAGGAGAAGAUGACGUCUCGGUCACGGUUGAAGAUGGUGCCAGCUUCAUGGACGAAUUUUUUGCAGAGGUGGAGGAGAUUCGGGAAAACAUCGACAAGAUACAAGCCAAUGUGGAAGAAGUGAAGAAAAAACACAGCGCAAUCCUGUCUGCGCCACAGACAGAUGAAAAAGUGAAGCAUGAACUGGAGGACCUUAUGGCCGACAUCAAGAAGACUGCCAAUAAAGUGCGAGCCAAGUUAAAGGUCAUGGAGCAGAACAUCGAACAGUUGGAGCAGACGCAGAUGAUGUCCGCAGACUUCAGGAUACGCAAGACGCAGCAUUCAAUGCUGUCCCAGAAGUUUGUGGAGGUGAUGACAGACUACAACAAGACCCAGACGGAUUACAGGGAGCGGUGCAAGGCCCGUAUUCAGCGGCAACUAGAAAUCACUGGGCGAAUGACAACCAACGAAGAGCUUGAGGAGAUGCUGGAGAGCGGGAAUCCUGCCAUCUUCACCCAAGGGAUCAUCAUGGAGACUCAGCAGGCCAAGCAGACGCUGGCGGACAUUGAGGCCCGCCAUGCGGACAUCAUCAAGCUGGAGACGAGCAUCCGGGAGCUGCACGACAUGUUCAUGGACAUGGCCAUGUUGGUCGAGAGUCAGGGUGAGAUGAUAGACAGGAUCGAGUACCACGUGGAGCACGCCAGGGACUACAUUGAGACUGCCAAGCAAGACACCAAGAAAGCGCUCGUCUACCAAAGCAAGGCGCGGAGGAAAUGCAUCAUCAUAAUCGCCGUGGUGGCCGUGAUAGUCGUCAUCAUAAUCAUCAUCCUCGCGGUGAACCUGGCCUGAAGUGCUCGACGAGAUCCUUCCGGAAAGGAAGGCGACGACCGCCCACCCCCAGCAAUCCUCCCCAGGCGACGGAACGUGCGGCGCGAGCCAAAAGAAAAACUCGUCGUAAAAGCGUCCGUCUGGAGAGGCAAACACUGCUACCAACGGAAAGGUCCACAAGAAGGCUCCUGUUGCUGGGUUCGAUCCAUACUACCGUAGAGGGCUUCCGUCGACGGAGACGUCUUCCUUAAAUGUGGCUGCACAAUUUUUUGUGGGGUAGGUCUUUGUUGAAGUAGGGGAAAGGCUCGUUCGCACAAUUGGGGUUUGAGUGUGCUCACUCGCGUCAGAUUCCCUCGUAAACCAAUUCGAAUUCUUCAUUUUUCAGCAUUGGGAGAGGGGAGGCAGAGGAGGAAGCAAAUUGGGAGCUGCUUUCUUCGGUCGGAAGCAUUUCGGGGCCGCCCGACGGGCGACGCCGGUUAACGCAUCGGCACCGUCCGUCGGGUGGCCCCAGAACGUUUCCGACCCGCGUACGUAACUAAACGCUUCGCAGUGUUUACGAGGUCGGUUCUACGCGUCUUAUAUCAGAAAUAGUCUCUCGUAGCGUCGCCAGAAAUAUUUCGAUCCCAAAAUAAAAGAAUGACGUGUAAAAAACGAUAAAAAUAUGUACGCAGGUUCGAAUCAAGCGGUUACCACUCGAGCACGCUCAGACUGCAGAUGCAUUAAGCGGCCUGAACACGCUCCUCCGAAGCUCGCGUUUAGUCGGACAAUUCCACGUCGGCCGAGAACGUCGCCGGCCGUGCCUUUUGCCCGUCUCGCUUCGUGGGGAAGGGGGGUUUGCUCGCGAUUACUUCGUUACCGGCAUUAUUUCGUAACUCACUUUUGGGUCGAAACGUGCGCGGCUGGGCCUGCUGGUCAGCAUGGGAGCCGUGUCUUCAGAUCGGUCAAGAGGAGUCCAAAGGCGGCAGACGCAUUACCGCAACCCGUUUUGACACGAGCGCGAGCGAAGGAGAAGCCGCGACACUGCGACAAUUUGAGCGCUCGUGAAGUGGAGGCAUAGUUAAAGAAUGGCGCAGUUGGAGUUCUAGCGUCGGCCUCGCUUGGACUUGCGGCGAAACGGAGCGCGGGUAGAAUCGGGGUGCGCGCCGUGUGGAAGGGAACGCCACGGCGAUCGUUUGCCCGGUCGUCUCUUUGUGCUGCCAAACGGCGACGUUCGAGGACCCUCGCGGAAACCAGUUUCCAAAUGCCUUUGCGUCGCUCAACUCGAGGUUAAUCUCGAGAACACUGCCGCGCCGCCGACCAGUGAAAAAGGGGCCAGCCGAUCUCUCUUUACCUCUCCGUGCAAUCUGGUGCUUUGGAACGAACCGCCUCUCGUUCCCUUCCGAAAGCCGGAAAACUCAUCGGUCGGGCCAUUGUUGGACAGAAGAAGACAACUAGACACGCUUUUGGCCGCUCGGUAAAAGCUCGGAAGUUUCGGGCUUUUAUAUUUGCCGAAUAAGUGCUGCUGGGGGAACAAUGACUCUGCUUGUGUGAGCUCUUUCUCUUUCUUUUUACUCGCAACUGGUUCCAGGGUUUGCCCCUGCUUGCCUUUGUGUAGGUGGAGACGUUAACGGUUCCUAUACGACGGAGGAGUAUUCUUUUAUCGGUGGCAGUUAUUGCGCCACUGUUGUCCUGCAAUGUUCCGCGGCGGGACAAGUUUCACAACGCCUCUGCCCGAAGUGCCUGUUCGUCCUCUUCCGUGUCAACUCUGCAAAUAUGCUCUCUUUUUUUUUUCUCUCUCUCGCCGAAGGAGUGCAUAAAUCAGUUUAAUGCUUUUGUUAUUUAUUGAUAUGUAUACAUGCUCUUUAAUUGUAUGAUUGUUUUUUAUACAUUUUUCUUUCUUGGUUGUUUUUGGUUUUAAAGCUCAAGCUUCUUGUUGUUUGUGGCUUCGAGACUCGACCCUACUGUCUUCCAUUUUGUGAUUUGCUGGGGCCUCGGAACUCUCUUCUCGAGGCAUUUGUGGUGUGUAGCGUGACGCCAAGAAAGGAUCAAAUCUGCAAACAUAAAAAAGCGAGUCAUAAAAAAAAAAAAAAAAAAAAAUGUGGCAUUGCGUUUUAUUUAACUUUUGCGUGCACAUGCUCGUGGUCGCACUCCCGCGACGCACUUUUCACACACACACACAUUUGACACUAUGUGUUACUUGUUGAAGCAUGCGAAAUGUUUACAUGGAUUAGAAGCAAGGAGGUUACUGCCUCGCGUUUUAUUUCGGGGCUUCACCUAUUUGGAACGUGAACCUGCUGCACGUUGGUUAGUCUGUAGAGAUGUGCAGGAGAAGCCGACGAUACAUAACAUGCCGCCAUGUAAAUCGGAUAAUCACAAAACACACCUGUUGCGUGUCAUUGGCUGUAUUUGGGGUUAAACUUCUAUCUUUGAAAAUGGGUUGCGGCUCAAGAUAGAUUGCUCAAAAUAUUGGAUUGACCCAAAAAUAACGACCCAACUUUUACAUCUCAAUUGAAACCGUAGUCAUGCAUUCGUGUAAAUGUGGAACUUUCUGUGACUGAAAUAUCACCGUGGCUGAGUAAAAAAAUCUUGGGAGAAGAACUGGCGGUUUGGUCUAGAGUCGCGCAGCAUUUAGCGAAUAUUCGAAGCAUUGACUACCAUCUGCCUCUGUAGCAUGUAAUGCCGGAGUGCCAGCUUAGAUGAAUUUUACAUUCCUUUCAGUACUUUAUUUGACACGGGAUCAAAAGCCUCGCUGGAGCACUAAAACUGACGGAUUACAAGCCUUCCUUUUUCAUAACUGCCUCUGUCUCGUAUCUUUGUGCUGUCAAACAUGUCUGCAAAACUGGUUCCCACCUCAUUUCUCCGACGAUUCUCUGUUGUUUGAAACUUGUUGUAAAGUCUCUGAACAAACUUAUUUUACCUUUGAAUUUUGUUUGUCACACAUUUGAGAGAGUUCUCUGCUCUUUCCUGCUAAUCGACUAGUUUUCGCUAAACUUGGGGACUCUGAUUUUCGGAGGCCAUCCCACCAGCUGAUGGAGUGAUGAAGAAUGUGGUUUGCUAAAGUGGUUUUUAUUUUCUUACGGUACUGUCUCUUUUUGUUGUUGUUUUAAUUUCUGUAUUUCUUCAUUUGGUUUCGUACAAACAUGACAUUCUCUUCUGAUGUUUGGUUUGGACAUCGUGUGGCAGAUUAGCGGCACCUGCGUCUCCCCUCGGUGAGUCAGGUUUUUUGUUUUUGUUUUGUUUGUCCUUUUGUUCUGACAAGUUUUGCUUUGUUCUUUCCGAUUUUGAGCUUGUGCAGCACAAACAUGUUGGGCUCAUUAUCCCCUGCUGCUGUACUGUGCUUGAGUCAUCUAAUGAAGCUGUUGUGUCACAUUUAUUGAGAUGUAAAAUACACUUUCAAGGCAGCACAUUUACCCAGCCAGUUGUGUCAAUUCAGUUCUACCGUGUUUUUCACACUGCUCCGGGUUAAGAACGUCCUUAUUCGGGUAUUUUUAAGCCGCUUGUUAACAAAGACUUUUUUUUACCGCUCUGGCUUCCUGAAAUUUUAUUUAGCUUUCAAAUAUUGUUUGAAAAGUAAUAGUGUAGUAUGUAAAUGUUGAUAUGCACUUUUUUUUUUCCAUGUCUCAAUGCUUUGAUAGUUUCAAGGAAAUAACUAUUUUUUAUAACUGUGAAUUGGCGGUUAGACCAGUGCUGCACAAUUGACACACGGAGGUCUUGGGAUUGCGAGGUAGUGGAGCAUUAUAAAAAUGUCAAACUCUGUCCGCGUCAAAGUUGGCAAGUGCGGUAAAUCUCGUAAUUCUUUGCAAAAAUGUUCUGUUCUGAUGAAAAACAAAUUUCAUACUUUUUUUAAAUCAACAGAACUGUGACCCGAAACCCUUUUAGAGCACACCUCCUAGGCACCCAUUUCCGUGUUUUGCGGCGUCGGCGUAACCGCGCUAAAUUUAGCGGAAAAACUGACGUCACGUGACCUCAACACGAAUUCAAUUCCCUGGUAAAUUUAGCGGAGAAAUUGAUUUGUUCAUGGGUGAUGUGACACGAAGUCAUGUGACAUCGUUUUUCCCGCUAAAUUUUGCAAGUCCGAAAAAUCGGUCAGCAGCUGUACUAGUCUUCUCGCGCUGUAGCAGAAUCAAGUCUGAUUGAUUCUGUAGAUGUUCGAAGAGCAGGAAGUUCAUUUUUUCUUAAAGUGCGGAAGCUUGUGUUUAUGCUUCGGUGGGCCAAAAAGGCCAAUACAGCGUGACUUCUGUUUUGGGUUUACAUGAAGCUUUAAAAGCCUCUUGCGACUAGAGAAACCAGUUGACUGCAGUGGUGUCUUGUUCAUCCGCAGAAGAAAAUCAUGAUCCUGAUCUGCGUGGUCAUUCUGGUCAUCAUCCUGGUCUCCACGCUGGGCAGCUGGUUGGGCAUGUCCUAAGGACGUCGAGAGGAAAGCAGCCGGUGACAUCUGGUGUCCGACCCAAGGAACUCCCGCACGACCCGCUGCAAGAUGAGGAGAGCUCUGCUUUUUCGUUGUUUUCAUCGUACGCUAGAGACAGAGGAGACCUAAUGUCCUGCAAAGCGGCAAGAACCCCAAAGAGUAGUUCCUCCGGAUCCCACCAGGGGGCUGCAUGCACGCGGUAGCGCCACCUGCCGGCGGUUGGGAGGAGCGAGGAGUGUGUAGACCGCUUGCAUAGAAAGCGGCGUGGUAGGCCGUAGAGUCCCGCAGAAGUUUAACGAGUCGCUGUCACUCGGGGUAAGGGGACGGACCUUCCCAGUACUGAAUCUCGUUAGUAUGUACACAGAGUAAGCAUCGUUUGAGGAAUCGCUUGCAGAUGAACUGUCGGUUGCGCUCGACUUCAUUUCGGUGGGACUCUGUGGAAGGCGAAUUGUUGUUGACUGCCCCGGUUUUGCGGCCUUUGAGUGUCCUGUUCCUCGGUGCGAGUACCGUAGAUGUGUCUGCGUUUGUUCGACUAUAUUGGUUUGGUUCGUUCCUUUCCACUGGUGUGCUGGCAAUAACAACCCCCAAUUUUGAGGAGUUGGUGAGGAAGGAGCGUGGUCAUACUGUUGGCCGGUUCCUGGCCGGCUAUUGGUCAGCUGCUGGUUAGUAUUGGUCGGCUGCUGAAUGACCAUCGGUCAACUGUUGGUCAGUGGCUGGUUGACCAUGGGCCAGCUGUUGGACGACGGUUGGCCGUCUGUGGUGUGGUGCAUGUGGUCACUUUCAACGGGGCAGCCCCGAAUGAGACUGCAGAAGGUUGCUUUGUGGUUGCCGACGAAUGGGUCCGCCUGAACGACGUUCUUUCACAACAAUCAUGCGUAUCCUCUUUCUUGCGCCAACCGCCUGUCCGGGGACCGCGCAGUCGCCGGGACUCGUCCAAGGUGUCGGGUCUGUUCCGGCGAGGCGCCUGUUUUUCGUUUUCUCGGUCCCCGAGCGCGUAGAAAAGGUUGACUCUUCUUCUCGUUGUCGCUGCAAACACAAGCCGAUACUGCCAGUGACGUCGUUGGUGACAUCACAGAUCUCCCCGUCUGCCUCUCCUGUUUACCGUAUUGGCGCGUCAGUCAGGUCAAUAGUGCUACUUCACCCCUCGUCUUUUUCCUACACGUCUUUCUCUCGCCGACGGGUCGUUGCGUCGUCCGUGGGCCGAGCAUUUCUAACCUGCCCCAUGUUUGUUCUUCGUUUCCUUGUUGUUCGUGUCCUUCAUUUCAACUCCGGAACGUUCCUCCGACGUUCCGCGUGGCUUCUGCGUGCGUUCUUGAGUUCAAGGGAGAGAGAGUCUGCCGAGAAAAAAAAAAAAUGUGUGUGUCACUCUUUGUGAAAUGGUGCUAAGUUGGUGUACCCACCCAACGGGGGGGGGGGGGGGGGACACAGGCGCGCAUGGAUGUCUAGCGGUGCGUUGGACUGCCUCGAAUUCUCUUGUCGUUUCAGACUAUAUACAUAUAUUCUCCUAUACAUAAUGUAUAAUUCCGUGUGGAAGCUGGUGACGGAGGAGUAAAGGAAAAAAAGGGCGGAAAGCUGUAAUACGGUCUGUACUAGGCAACACAAGCAAUAGCUCUCUUUUGCACUCCUGUGGGCGGUUCAGGAACGUGCGGAGCAGAUCUGACUCAGGUUCUAUCUCGGUAAAAUGUCUGUGCUAGGCCGUCGUAGCAGCGCAUCUCUUGUCUACGUGGGGAUUUAAAUCGGUGUGCAUUCUCUACAUGGUUUUUUUGUUUGUUUAGUUCUCUAAGGCUUGCCAUCAGGUUGUGCACUCUUCUUCUGCCAGUUGCCAUCACGUAGGAAGAGAGCGCGGGCAGAAUAAGCGACCAGAACGGUAAUAAAGACAACGACUGCAUCUCGUCCUUGAGUGCCGAUCGGCCCUUUGGCCGAUCGGUGCACGAUUGGAACGUUGGCUGCGGGAAAGGAGGAAAAAUAAUAAUAAUAAUAAUUGCUGUUGUUUUCACCAUAGCAAUCCCCGCGUCGUCUUAUCCUCAGUUUUCGUAGGUACGACUUCUCCGGUGCGCGCGCAGCAGUGUCUUGUCAGCAUCACAUUCUGUAAAUGUCCCUCUCUCUCGCUCUCUCUCUCUCUAUCUUUGAUCUAGCAGUUUUUUUGUACAUAAGUACAACUCUGUAAAUAUAUACACGUAUAUAAAUAAAUAUAUACGAUAUGCAUACAUGCGUACCUAUAAGCUCGAGCUCUCUUUUACUUCUCAGAUUCGCGCCCCCGCCCCCUCUUCCCUCACCAACACCUCAUACUCGGUUUUAGCCAAUCAAAUCCAUUGUUGACACUUAUAGGGCAAUCUAAUCGCUGGCAGUGCCGGCACGUUCCCUCAUGUUUCUGUGGACGUGCGCCCGUUCUUACUACUAUUGUUUUUUUCUUUGAUGGUGCACCAAGCUUCGCGAGAUGCAGUGGUCUCUUUUCGCUUUUCCGAUCUGAUGACAAACGAACUACUCGGAAUCUGACUGCGCAUGUCGACCGCUAAAACAGAAGCGCCCAUACCAUCCAUCUCCGGGAGCGCAAAUAUACCAUUUGGAAGUAAAGAAAGAAAAGUGCAAUUGAGCAUAUCCUGUAUUCCUGUUGAUUGUUUGCGUCUGCCAGAGACGGUUGUGGAAGCGUAAACGUGGAACCCAAGCGCACUUCGACUGCCUUGCACGUUUCCAGCAUCGCUUCGAGGAAGCCCGCAAGAGAGGAGAAAUGAUGUGCGGCUCUUUGGCGUUUUCCAUGGGUACCAAUUACCUUUACAUACAUAGCAAGCAGUUGUUCCUUGCGGCAAGAGGUUGUUGCUUAUCUGGUUUCCGCUCCCGGUCGUACGAAGCCCCCAUACAUUUCGGCCUGCUACGAUCUCUGUAGCCUCCGUUUAUCAGUUGCAGAAUAUCCGCAAAAGAGUUUCUUUUCACCUUCCUUUUUGUUGCAACAAGAUUGCUUCGCUUUGACGUGAUAUCUGUCUUUGAUAGCCCCGCCCCGCUCGGAGGUUUCGACGCGUAUCGUUUGAUGAUGGAGUUGGCUUUGGAAACGUGUCCGCCUGCCGUAAACGUCUCCCACACCGGGCACACGCUUCAGAUGUCUGUUCGGCCACGACGGUUCCCCCACUAAAUUUGGUUAUCAUAGUCCAUUUGUCAGUAACAUUACGAAUGAACUGUGCAUAGAGCAACGAAUUCUUUUUUUUAUGGGCGCUUUUUUGUGAGGCGCUGUGAAAACAACAAUCUUAGAACUAGAACUUUGUUUCCCAGCACGCCUUCUGCUCAGUGUUGCUGGACGUUUCUACAGGUUAACAUUGAUUCCGACGGACUCUUUUAUUUUUUUCUUUCUCGUUACUUAAGCUUUCCAUGUUGUAGCAAUCUAGGACUGUGUAUAUAAUAUACGAUAAUACCUACCUGUUGGAAUAGAUAGGUAUUGCUAAUAAUAUAUGUGUGUGAAUCAGAAAGCGCUCAUCUGUGACUCCUUCUACAGAGAAUGGCACCUCGAGAAUACUAUUGUCCAUUGGAACUUCCCGCGCGGAAGCCACUUUCUACACUAUCUAGGUAAAAAUAGUGUUAAACCCAUGAUGCUUCAGGCUUGAACUGUGUAAUGGCUGUUUCCGAGACUUCAAACAAGUGCUUCUUUUUAUUCUUUAAAAUGUUGAUUUCUGCAUUGUAUCAGCUCGAACUCAUGACUUGUCUUUCGCCAUUGACCACUGCAAUUGUCUUGUUUUUUUGUUUUUUUCAUCUCGCCCGGUGUUGAAAACACAAAAGAAUAAGGACUGCCUCUUUUUAAAAGUGGUCUCUGUCGUGUAAUGAGAGGAAAACCAGUGUCUAUAUUGUUAGUUAGCUUAUGCGAGUCUGAAAUCAUCCAGUAUUGCUUUAGAGUUUUGACGCAGGCUUUCAAAGCGGACUCCCGAGCAAGACGGUGUCAUUCUUCAUUUGGAGCUUGUUUUAAUAGCCAAUGUCUUCCGUACAACCGACCAUCACACGCGUCUUGUUUGUUUGUUACUCAUUCUUUUGUUUGGUCGACGCGCAUUGCGUUUUAGAUCAUUCUGCGGAGUGUUUGGGGGCAAGCUGGUGCAUUCCACCUCGCCCGCGCUUCAAGUUUUUCUGUUUGUGAGCGAUCAAUGUAGAUGCCUUAUUGACACACGAGGGAAUGUGAAUCCGAGAAAACUUCUGCUCCCGGUAUUUCCCUCACUUCGUAAAAAUAAAAUAAAAAAAAAGAAUCCCUGGCUGUGAUUUUUUAAGAGUGGCAGUUUGCAACAUUAUAUGACCCGUUUGCUUUUUCCUGUUCAAAGCGUUCAAUUUAUGUGGCAUGUUGGGCGUUUCAAGCUUUUAACUGUUGGGCUCUUGAAAUAUCAGCUUGAGAACAAAUAUGAAAAAAAGAAAGAUGCUGAAUGUUGGCACCUUUGUUAUCUCAGGCUUUUUUUCUUUGGUUUUUCUUUUUGGCUAUUGGUACUGUUGACAAUGUUUGAUUUAAUUAAAAAGAAAAUGAUAUGCCUAUGCACUCUGUUUUAAUAUUGUUUCUGUUUGUGUACAUAAGUGAUAUAAUUUCAAAUAAACAAUGAUUCUGCCCUCUAGAA
Molecule: messenger RNA, 10014 nt
Organism: Ixodes scapularis (black-legged tick)
Lineage: Eukaryota; Metazoa; Arthropoda; Arachnida; Ixodida; Ixodidae
Product: syntaxin-1A
Exons: 10
Coding region: 208-1071 (287 amino acids)
Biological process (GO): exocytosis; intracellular protein transport; synaptic vesicle fusion to presynaptic active zone membrane
Cellular component (GO): plasma membrane; synaptic vesicle; presynaptic active zone membrane
Molecular function (GO): SNAP receptor activity; SNARE binding
Source: RefSeq, a predicted model, not a curated record